This is a messenger RNA of Limanda limanda (common dab), 3404 nucleotides long. RefSeq names its product exostosin glycosyltransferase 2 (gene ext2). The record is from RefSeq and is a predicted model, not a curated record. Bases 89 to 2248 code for a protein of 719 amino acids. Gene Ontology annotation, molecular function: glycosyltransferase activity. Gene Ontology annotation, cellular component: membrane. The transcript is spliced from 15 exons. NCBI's taxonomy places the organism in Eukaryota, Metazoa, Chordata, Actinopteri, Pleuronectiformes, Pleuronectidae.
GAAUGACUUCCGUAAAUCACUGAGCUGUUUCCUGGGAUGCUAAUGUUAGCUUGAAGCUGGUGGCUGGUUGGACAGAGAGGUGUCAGGCAUGUAUGCCUCUGGGAAGUACAGCUCGCGGGGCCCAGCUCUGAUCCCGCGGAUGAAAACCAAGCAUCGCAUCUACUACAUCACCCUCUUCUCUGUGGUGCUGCUCGGAUUAAUUGCCACUGGGAUGUUUCAGUUCUGGCCCCACUCCAUUGAAUCCACAGCCGACUGGACGCUGGACAAACGCAGCGUCCACGACGCGCCUCUGGUCCGCCUCCCUUCCUCCAGUCCCAUCCCGGAGAGGGGGGACCUCAGCUGUCGCAUGCACACCUGUUUCGAUGUCUACAGGUGUGGCUACAACCCCAAGAAUAGAAUCAAGGUCUACAUUUACCCUCUGCAGCGGUUUGUGGAUGAAUUGGGGGUUCCCAUCAGCAACACUGGACUGUCACGAGAAUACAAUGACCUGCUUAGUGCCAUCUCUGAUAGUGAUUUCUACACUGAUGACGUGACCAGGGCCUGUCUCUUCAUCCCAUCAACUGAUGUGCUGAAUCAGAAUUCCCUGCGAAUCCGAGAGACUGCCCAGGCUCUGGCGAUGCUACCCAGAUGGGACAAAGGAAUGAACCACCUGCUUUUCAACAUGUUACCAGGAGGCCCCCCAGACUACAAUACUGCCCUGGAUGUGCCCAGAGACAGAGCGCUGCUUGCUGGAGGUGGGUUCUCGACCUGGACCUACAGACAAGGUUAUGAUGUCAGCAUCCCAGUUUACAGCCCACUGUCUGCAGAUGUCGAGCUGCCUGAGAGACAGCCUGGGCCACGGCGCUACUUUAUUCUAUCUUCUCAAACUGCUAUCCACCGAGAGUACCGGGCUGAACUGGAACGCUUGAAGGAAGAAAAUGGAGAAGCGUUGCUCCUCCUGGACAAAUGUAGCAACCUCUCCCAGGGUGCCGCCUCUGCACGAAAACGCUGCUACAAGGGACAGGCGUACGACUACCCACAGAUCCUACAGGAGUCUUCAUUCUGUGUGGUGUUGCGGGGGGCCCGUUUGGGUCAGGCUGCCCUCAGUGACGUGCUGCAGGCUGGCUGUGUCCCUGUCAUCCUCGCAGACUCCUACAUCCUACCAUUCUCUGAAGUACUUGACUGGAAAAGGGCAUCUGUGGUUAUUCCCGAGGAGAAGCUGUCGGAGAUGUACACCAUCCUCAAGAGUAUUCCUCACAGACAAGUUGAAGAAAUGCAGAGACAGGCCCGCUGGUUCUGGCAGGCCUACUUCAGCUCCAUGAAGGCUAUUGGCUUGACAACCCUCCAGAUCAUCAAUGACCGUAUCUACCCGUAUGCUGCACGUACUUAUGAGCAGUGGAACAAUCCACCUGUGGUGAAGUGGUCCAGUGUGAACAGUCCUCUGUUCCUGCCACUGAUCCCACCAAGGGCACCGGGGUUCACAGCUGUGGUGCUGACCUACGAUCGUGUUGAGAGUCUGUUCCGGGUCAUCACUGAAAUCUCCAAGGUACCUAGCUUGGCAAAGCUGCUGGUGGUUUGGAAUAACCAGAACAAGAGUCCUCCUGAGGAGUCUCUUUGGCCAAAGAUCGGCGUUCCUCUCAAAGUCGUGCGAACCAAAGAGAACAAGCUGAGUAACCGCUUCUUCCCCUACGACGAGAUCGAGACAGAAGCUGUGCUGGCUAUCGACGAUGACAUCAUAAUGCUGACAUCUGAUGAGCUGCAGUUUGGCUACGAGGUGUGGAGGGAGUUCCCAGACCGGCUGGUGGGUUACCCGGGCCGGCUGCACCUCUGGGACCAUGAAAUGGGAAAGUGGAAGUACGAGUCGGAGUGGACCAAUGAGGUUUCCAUGGUUCUAACUGGAGCGGCCUUCUAUCACAAGUACUUCAACUAUUUGUACACAUACAAGAUGCCAGGAGACAUCAAGAACUGGGUGGACGCUCACAUGAACUGCGAAGAUAUUGCCAUGAACUUCCUGGUGGCGAACAUCACAGGCAAAGCCCCCAUAAAGGUGACACCCAGGAAAAAGUUCAAGUGUCCUGAGUGCACUGCCAUUGAUGGACUGUCCCUGGACCAGACGCACAUGGUGGAGAGAUCCGAGUGCAUCAACAAGUUUGCCUCCGUGUUUGGAACGAUGCCUCUGAAGGUGGUGGAGCACCGCGCUGACCCAGUGCUCUACAAAGACGACUUCCCAGAGAAGCUCAAGAGCUUCCCCAACAUCGGCAGCCUCUGACUAGCCACUAACAGAUGCUUUGACCUGGUCACUGCCUCAACACUCUGAGAUCACCGUCACCAUCGUCAUCUGUUGAUAUCAAGACAUCAAUACUCAGAGUGAAGCGGUGCAUGUUCUUCUCUCCUCUCAGUUUAAUUACUUUAAUUACAUGAAAACCUAAAAUGCAGAACGGUGAAGGAGAGGAAUUUAAUAUCUGAAAUGACAGAGGACACUAAAGUCUGGGUUUGUUGAGAAGUGUGAUGAGAGUAAUUUGUCUAUUGACCUUUAAAGUAACAUUACACAACAGCACUACAUUUCAUGCUACAGAAACUGCUACUAGUAAUAUAUAUAUAUGUUUAUGCUUCUUUCUUUUUUUUGCUUCUUCUCAAACAUUGACAAAGACCAGAUUCGUUUAGCUUUACUGUAUAAAAGAAAAACCAACAAAUCUCUAAUAUACAUUGUAUAUUGUAAAUGAUUGAAUCACAUAUCUAUAUGUUGGCUUUAGCUAUUAGUCUUGUAAAUGUGCUAACACACAGAAUGGUGGCUAACGGAUGAUGUACACUUAUUGUUUCUGUUUGACAUGAUAAGGUUGGACUGACAAAGUUAACACCAUGAAUCUCUUGGAGAACUUUUUUUUUUUAAAUGAUGCUGAGCUACUGGGUCAUCUUGAAUUAUUUUAUACCGCCUGAGCAAACCUUUCCUCAUAUUUAUAUAAAUACAAGAAACGCAGUGGAGCGACUGAAGCCUCCACUAAGUCAUUUCAUGAGUUGUGUGUUUACGAGUACAACACACGAGUAGAAGUAGUUUUAUUGUCUCGCGUUCAUUUGACGACUUACUGUAAUGAGAAUAAUAGACAACUACCACAUCCACAUUUCUCAAACCAGAUAUGUAUAAACUGUUGAUGCAGUGCUUUGGUGUUUUUAUUUUGUUUGUCUGUUUUUUAAUUAUUAUUUUACCUGGUGUGCGUCUUUAUAUUUUUUGAUGUUUUCCUCUCUAGUUGUCCCAGCUCCAGUGUUCAGGCUGUAACAUUUAAGUCUCUUAAAAUGUUCACAUGGCCUUUUGUUUUCCUUUUUUAUUAUUUUCAUGAGGUCACCAAAAUUGUUUUAAAUUUUUUUGACUGAGUUUAUGUAUCCAAGUGUAUAUAUAACUUUGAUAAAUAAAGACCCCUCUAUGUCUA